GGUGGUCUGAAAGAUUGCCGUCCAAGUGAGAGAGGCAGCCGCGGCUUGGCCUGGUUGCCGCCUCAACCCAUCCCCAUUCCAUCCCCAGCGAAAACUUGCUUCUUCACUUCCAAAAUUUUUAUCUGCGAAUUUUUCUCUGAAAUUAGGGUUUCAGUUUGUUAAAUCCCUAAUCAUAUCGUCUAUGCUCGUGUUAAUGAUUCUGAAAAUCACUUCCAUGUUCCUUACGAAGUACCGCUGCAACUACCGCAAGUUGAAUUUCUGUAAUCGGAGCUGAGUUCGGGAGGGAUUUUCUUCCGCUUUUCUGCAUUUUUCUCUAUCAAUCGGGCCCGUCAUUGAGCCUUCAGUAUUUCAUCGUUCUUCUGAGGCCUCUGCCAUUUUUGGCGCCUUCAACUUUUGAGUGCCUUGGCUGCUUCAUCUCGUCAUCUCCGCAUGGUUCAGUUUCUGAUUCUUCAUGAAGAGUGCAUUUUCAAUAAUAAAUUUCUGCUCCAAGCUCAACUUUGGAAGAAAAAGACCAUGCAGAUAUUUUGCAACUGCCAAUUCUGCGUUGUCUUCUUUCAACUAUGCGGACGAGGACUGCUUUACUUCUGAACUUCCUGCUGCUACUAACUCUGAUGUUGACUCUGAAGAACAAAAUUAUUUUGGCAAUGACGUUCAAGUUUCGAAAGGCCUGAAAGCUGAUGAUGAUGAAAUGAAACUGAUAAAAUUGAUACUUGGGAACCAUGGGUUUAAUCUUGGUUCGCAUCCAAAACAAUUGGAGAUCGUAAGGAUUUUGGAUAUUCUAUUUGAGGAGAGUUCAGAUGCACGACUUUGUCUUUACUACUUCAAAUGGUCAGGAUGUUUAUCUGGAUCUAAUCGGUCGCUGGAGUCGAUCUGUAGGAUGAUACAUAUUUUGGUUGCUGGGAAUAUGAAUCAUAGGGCAGUUGAUUUAAUGUCACAUCUUGUUAAAAAUUAUGGUAGUAAAGAGGGCUUUUCAACUAUAUUGCUGAAACUUUUCUAUGAAACACACCAUGAAAGGAAGACUUUAGAAACCACAUGUAGCAUGCUGGUUGACUGUUACAUCAAGGAAAGAAUGGUAACGGCUGCUCUUAUAUUGAUGGGUCAAAUGAAGAGCUUCGACAUAUUUCCUUCUAUAUGGGUAUACAAGUCGGUGAUACAAGCUUUAUUACAAACGAAUCAGUCGGAGUCAGCCUGGGAUCUUCUAGAAGAAAUGCAUAGGCAAGGUAUAAGUUUAAAUUAUUCGAUUAAUCUAUUUAUUUAUCAUUAUUGUGCAAAAGGUAAUCUGAGCAGGGGGUGGAAAGUGCUUUUGGAGUUGAGGAAAUUCGGAUCGAAGCCUGAUGCAGUUGAUUACACAAUUGUGAUCAACUCACUAUGCAAAAUCUCUCUUUUAAAAGAAGCCACUGCCUUGUUGUUUAAAAUGACUGCUUUUGGUGUUUCCCCUGAUUCCGUUACGAUGAGUUCUGUUAUCGAUGGUUAUUGUAAACUAGGAAAGUUGGAUAUAGCUUGUAAAAUAUUGAAGUACUUUAGGCGUCCCUUAAAUAUUUUUAUAUACAAUAGCUUUAUAACGAAGUUAUGUAUGGAAGGAAACACGGUAAAAGCUUCUGAAGUUUUUCUUGAAAUGUCUGAGGUGGGCUUAGUUCCUGACUGUGUUAGUUACACAACCAUGAUAGGAGGCUAUUGUAAAGUGGGAAACAUAAACAGAGCAUUUUCUUACCUGGGGAAGAUGUUAAAAAGUGGAAUACGACCUUCUGUUAUCACGUAUACUUUGUUCAUUGAUUACUUUUGCAAGCGUAGAGAUGUCGAAAUGGCUGAAGUUAUGCUCCAAAAGAUGAUUAUUGAGGGUUUAAACCCCGAUGUUGUCACGUAUAAUAUUUUGAUGGAUGGAUAUGGAAAGAAGGGCUACUUGCACAAGGCUUUUGAACUUCUCGAUACGAUGAGAUCUACAAAUCUUACACCUGAUGUUGUGACGUAUAACACUCUCAUUAAUGGUCUCGUUACGCGAGGGUUUCUUCAAGAGGCAAAGGAUAUGUUAGAUGAGCUCAACAGGAGGGGUUUCAAUAUAGAUGUUGUCACAUACACUAAUAUCAUACAUGGAUAUUCGAAAAGGGGAAACUUUGAGGAAGCUUUUCUUGUUUGGUUUCAUAUGACUGACAACUGUGUAAAGCCUGAUGUUGUUACUUGCAGUGCUCUUCUUAGUGGGUAUUGUCGAGAACGGCGUAUAGACGAAGCAAAUGCUCUAUUUUGUAAAAUGCUGGACAUUGGGUUAAAUCCAGACUUGAUAUUGUACAAUACUCUAAUCCAUGGAUUUUGCAGUGUUGGUAAUGUGGAUGAAGGUUGCAAUUUGGUUAAGAAGAUGAUCGAAAACAGUAUCCUUCCGAACAAUGUUACUCAUCGUGCACUUGUUCUCGGAUUUCAGAAAAGGAAGGUUAUCGAUCCAAUAGAGAGUGCCACUUCUAAGCUUCAAGAAAUCUUGCUUGCAUAUGAUCUGCAGAUUGAUGCCAAUGGAUAUAUCUAAUGUUGGAGAAACAAGAUGAUCGCAGCAUUUUGCAUGUGGCCAGUCCCCUAAAUCAUAUUAUUCAAAUAUUUUGAAUCAAGGGUUUCUCGAGCAUAUCGAGUGCUCUGGGUCCGAGUUUCUUGGGAAAUUGGGGCGGAGAAGCAGCCCAAGGAGGCUGAAUUCGGCUAGGUUUUCCGAGAUUGAACCAGGUGUUGAAAUUUUUUCUUAUGGAUGAGCUUAGAGUGCCAAGAUGCAAGGAAGUCAUGCCUACUCCAUCUUUUGAAUCGGAAAUUCAGUUCACAUUAUUUUGCAUAAACAAACAAUGAUUUAACGUGUUGGACACAGGCAAUCCUACCGACGAGGGCAGACGAAAAUGACCAUUGUGCCCCUCUUACCAUGUAAAGUCUAGAUGCUGGUUCUGGGUUUGAUUUGGAGGAUCAGCAUCUCAGCAUUGGAGCAAAUGCAUUGAGGGUUUCAAAAUAAAAGUUCAUUCUAUUUCUAACCAUCAUCGUGAUGAGUUGACCUACUGAUGAACGAGAGUUGUGCAAAUAAAUAAUAAAUGGCUUCGAGAGAAUAGGUAAUCGGAUCAUGGCCUUACCACUCGGUCCCGAUGGGCAGCAGGUUAAGUUAUUCCAACCCAAGUUUAUGGUUGAAAUCAGUAUUUGGGCUAGUUUACGUGAGUUAUCUCUUAAAACAAUGACGUGACCUUCCAAUAUUGGAGCUUAUGAAAGUUGUAGUGUAUUCAAUAUCGUAAUCGCUUCUUUCCUCUUGCAACUUUACUGCAUCGAGUAGUAUCAAAAUAUCAAAAUCUUGAAAAUGUCGUGUGCUCUUCACUAUUUGAGUUAACUCGCUAAUUUAUUUGUUUAA
Messenger RNA from Cucurbita moschata (crookneck pumpkin), 3358 nucleotides. Its product is annotated as pentatricopeptide repeat-containing protein At2g19280. The transcript is spliced from 7 exons. Gene Ontology annotation, molecular function: protein binding. NCBI's taxonomy places the organism in Eukaryota, Viridiplantae, Streptophyta, Magnoliopsida, Cucurbitales, Cucurbitaceae. Bases 452 to 2512 code for a protein of 686 amino acids. The record is from RefSeq and is a predicted model, not a curated record.